This is a messenger RNA of Drechmeria coniospora, 1746 nucleotides long. RefSeq lists its product as uncharacterized. The record is from RefSeq and is a predicted model, not a curated record. Bases 1 to 1746 code for a protein of 581 amino acids. NCBI's taxonomy places the organism in Eukaryota, Fungi, Ascomycota, Sordariomycetes, Hypocreales, Ophiocordycipitaceae. Gene Ontology annotation, molecular function: FAD binding. The transcript is spliced from 4 exons.
AUGCGGUCGAGUGCCGAGGCAGGGCACGAGGCAGGACACGAGGCUGGACACGAGGCAAGACAAGGGAGUCGGUCGACACCCCUGUUGGCGGGCAGCAAGGUGCAGCAUCAAGCCGGCCGUGUUGCCGAGCCUGCAUGUGCGGCUCUCCGAUCAACGCCAAGCAUGUCGCGGCCUGACGUGCAUGCCUCGCACGACAUGACGCCGAUGGAGAUGGCCAAGACCCCGUGGGCACCUGAGGAGCGUGGCGGCGAGGCCAAUAGCGAUGCCUCCUUCAAGCCUCAAAGUAACUCGGUAACAGAGUGGUUGGUGCCGUCAGCGAUUGAUGCCGAUGAUGCAGAUGUUGCCGAGGAUGCAGAUGAUGCAGACGUUACCGACGAUGCCGACGAUGCCCAUGACGCCCAUGACGCCCAUGUUCGUGCGACCAACCCGCAUGAGCCAGCCAAGGGCGAGGGCGAGCAGCCGGAGAUGAUCGCUAGCCUCCACCCCCCCCAGAACUGCCUCGAGGACAUGGGCGCCAUGAGGGUCGCCGUCAUCGGAGGUGGCCCAGCGGGCUGCAUGCUCGCGAGGCUGCUGCACGCCGGCGGCAUCGACGUCACCGUCUUCGAAGGAGACGCGGCGCCCGACUUUCGAGGUCAGGGCGGCACGCUGGACCUCCAUACGAAAACCGGGCUCGCGGCCCUGCGGGAGGCCGGCUUGUUCGACGAGUUUGAGAAGCACGCGCGGUACGAUGGCCAGUACAUCGCCAUCGUCGACAAGGACCUCAAGUACCAUUUCGUCCGCAACGCCGACGACAGGACGCUCGGGGAGCGGCCCGAGAUUGAUCGGGCGAGGCUGAGGGAGCUGCUGAUCAAGUCCCUGCCCGAGGGCAUGAUCCAUUGGGGCCACCGGCUGCGCAGCGUCGACGACAAGACGCUCGUCUUUCAGACGACCAAAGUCUCGGGCUUCGAUCUCGUCGUCGGCGCCGACGGCGCUUGGAGCAAAGUCCGACAGGCCAUCGCGCCGGACCUCAAGCCCGAGUACGUCGGCGUCGCCAUGACGGAGCUGAGCAUCCCCGACGCCAAGGAGACGGCGCCCGAGAUGUACAAGAUCGUCAACCGCGGCAGCGUCUUCGUCAGCAACGACGGCCAGCGCGUCUCGUUCCAGCAGAUGGGCGACGACAGCAUCAACAUCUACACGAGCUGCGUUCGCGACGACGUCGAGUGGAUGAAGGCGGAAAAGUGCGGCUACGACACGGACAGCCUCGAGCAGACCAAGAAGCACUUUGACGAGGUCGAGUUCAAGGACUGGUGUCCGCAGCUCAAGGACGCCCUCGGCAGGACGCAGGGUCGCUGCAUCCCCCGCUCGCUGCACAUGCUGCCGAUAGGAGCCAGGUGGAAGCACAAGCCCGGCUUCACCAUGAUCGGCGACGCCGCUCAUCUCAUGACUCCCCACGCCGCCGAGGGCGUCAACCAAGCGCUCGAGGACGCCAUGCACCUCGCUCGCACCAUCAUCGACGCGGACAAGAACGGCAAGGAUCUGGACGACGAGGUCGCACGCUUCGAGGAGGAAAUGCGCGCCCGCGUGGAGCCGGUUCAGCAGCUCGCCUACGACCUGUGUCAGUACUGGCUGUUUACGCCCGGAGCGCCGAGAUCGGUCAUGCCCAUCGUCGUCAGUCGGCACGUCAAGCCGAUGCUACCCUUUAUCCUUCAACCCUUCUUCGUCGCCGGCGUGUACGCCUACUAUUUCCUGAAGAACCUGUGGGGGUAG